AUGUUGGGCCCUAAGAUGUUUUACUCACUAGUUUUUGCUUUGUCCGUCGCAGCUAUUAAUAUAGACUCAUCGCCUGGCGACCCCGAUUUCUACAAUACCGUCGCUGAGAUUUACUCCGGGCCGGACUGCGGCACGGAAAGCUUCGUUUGGGCGGAUCCAAUUUUUGGGCGCGGCGGGAGGUGUCAGCCACUAGAUAGGAAUGACAAUACCCCUGACAUCCUAAGCUACAAGCCGACUACUAUUUACCCCGACUGCAACGUUACUCUCUACACGGAUUCCGAGUGCCAGAGCACCGCAUAUUUGGUGGAGGUUGACCAGUGUGUUCAAGCGGGUAUUCCAUUCGUUAGCGCCUUCGUCCAGUGUCCAUUCUCCGACACUCUUGCUUAG
Molecule: messenger RNA, 387 nt
Organism: Hypoxylon trugodes
Lineage: Eukaryota; Fungi; Ascomycota; Sordariomycetes; Xylariales; Hypoxylaceae
Exons: 3
Coding region: 1-387 (128 amino acids)
Source: RefSeq, a predicted model, not a curated record